Vicia villosa (hairy vetch) is the source of this 1199-nucleotide messenger RNA. RefSeq lists its product as uncharacterized. Bases 598 to 948 code for a protein of 116 amino acids. NCBI's taxonomy places the organism in Eukaryota, Viridiplantae, Streptophyta, Magnoliopsida, Fabales, Fabaceae. The transcript has 7 exons. The record is from RefSeq and is a predicted model, not a curated record.
CACGAUAUUCACCUCUCAUUCAAUUCUGACUUCUCUCACCUCUAUCAAAACUCAAAUCCUCAUGUUUAUGAGUUUAUCCUUCUCUUCAACAAACCACACUUAGAUUCUUUUAUCCAAUUUUAGGGUUAGGAUUUCUCAAUACCUUCUUUGCGAAACCUGACCUUCUCCGUGCACCAAGAGACCACCGUGUCUCCAAAACUCUACAGCUACCAGGAUUAUUGAGCUUGAAUCCUCUUUGGAGAUAGAUAAAAGAAAAAGUCUCAAAAGGAGGUUACCACUGUUGCGGCGAAGAUGAAGUCCCGUGCUGAUGAGGUUUUGGGAUCCCUUCUUCAUUUUCACUGUAAUUCAACCACGCCUCUGAUUCACCCUCCUUCCUCCUUGCGAUGGAUUCCGUAUCGAAAGCCAGAGAACUCUGUACCCGUAUGUAACUGAAUCUUGUGUCGUUGCUAUCAAAUUCAAAGAUGGGAUUCUUAUGGCUGCUGAUAUGGGAGGUUCUUAUGGAUCUACUUUGCGUUACAAGAUUGUUGAGCGUUUGAAGCCUAUUGGAAAGCACUUCCUUCUUAGUGCUAGUGGGGAAAUAAGUGACUUUAAGAGAUUAUGCGCUACCUUGAUGAACUCAUCCUUAAUGACAACAUUUGUGUGACUGCUGUUGCUAUAGGGUUUAACAAGAUUGGCAUUAAUUACGAGGACAACCAUGUGGCAAAAAAGCAUGCUCAAAUUCAUAUGGCACUAGAACUGCUUCUGAACUUGAAUUUUUAUUUGAAAAAUAUUCAAAAUGUUAAUACAAGGCGAUGCUUAAGUGAGCUUCCCUCAUUUUUGUCUCCAAUAUUUGAAAGAAUAUCAUCAUGCCCAACUUUCAAGAAUGUUGACUCUGAUAGCAUAGUUUUGGAACAACUUAAGGUGGUUUUUCCUAGGAAAGAGAUGGUUUGUCCGCGUGCAGGUUCGUAAUUACAAGGCUUCGGCGAUACUGAUUGCGUGUGGUCAUGAAUUGUAUGCGUGUUGCAGCAUUACACAGAUGAUACUUCAAGCUUGGUUUCUUAUCCUUGAAAAGAGAAUCAUGUAGCUUUUUUGUAUCAUCAUUCAUGGCACAGUAAUAGAUUAAUGGCUGUGUUGUGUUACAUGGAAAUGAAUUACACAAUUUUGUGUUAAUGGCUGUGUUAUGAUUCAUGAUGUUAUCAUAUAUUCAUAAUUUUUUUUUA